CCUUUAUUAUUCCUGCUCAGGUACUUUAAUAUAGGUUAAUAUGGAAAGUUGUCAUAACACUGAGAGAGAUAUUGACAAACUCCUUGCAAAAUUUGAAUCUUAUAAAAGUCAAUAUGAUUCAAAUUUAACACAAUUAGAGGACCAAAUUGGAAAACUUAAAGAAGAAAUUAAUCAGCUACCAGCAGAUCAUGUAAUUGAUAAACACCACCAAGCAGUAUUGGGACAAUAUAACAAAAAAAUCAAAAACUGUGGCCAAAAACUCUCUGGACAGCACAAAGAUUUGCAUAGCAGUGUAUCAAGAAUUGGUAAAACCAUUGAUAGAAAUUUUGAUGCUGAUUGUAGUUCUGUCAUUCCGGGUUCUUUCUGCCACAAUGCCAAGCAAGAAAAACUCCUCAACACAGCUGUAUGUGAACAUUACUUUCGCCAAGGUCAGCUAUCAUUGGCCGAAGAUAUAAGUGAAGAAGCUCGUUUAGAUAUAGAUGACAGUUGGAAACAACCAUUUGUGCAAAUCAACGAAGUUCUACAAAGUUUACGAAAUCAUGAUUUGGACCUUGCCCUAGAAUGGACAGCGAAAAACCAUCACGAGUUGCAACAAAAGGGUAGUAGUCUCGAGUUCAUGCUUCAUCGAAUGCAAUUCAUAAACAUUAUGAGAAAAGGGCCACAUGCACAAACUGAAGCACUUCGGUAUUCCCGAAAAUUUCAAGCAUUUGCUGAUGGACAUAGCAAGGAAAUUCAGAUGCUAAUGGGCAGUUUCUUGUACAUGAAACACGGCCUUGCGAACUCCCCGUAUUCAUCGUUGCUGGAUGAGCAAAAUUGGGAUGAAAUAUGUGACAUGUUCAUGAGAGACUCUUGCUCUAUUUUAGGUUUAUCUUUGGACAGCCCAUUAUUAGCCAGCUUCACUGCAGGGUGCACAGCUUUACCAGCGCUUAUAGCAAUUAAAUCUGUCAUAGAACAGCGACAGUGUUCAGGUGUAUUGACUGACAAAGAUGAACUACCAAUAGAUAUAGAUCUUGCUCAUGACCAACAUUACCAUUCCAUAUUCGCUUGCCCAAUUCUGAGACAGCAAACCACAGAAAACAAUCCUCCAAUGAGGUUAACAUGUGGGCAUAUUAUAUCUAGAGAUGCUCUGAAUAAAUUAAUUGCCGGCUCGAAAGUGAAAUGCCCAUACUGCCCUAUGAUACAGUCUCCUGUUGAUGCCAAGCGAGUGUAUUUUUAGCAGGACAAAAUGCUGAUUUUCUGUUCUGCGCAUUGAAAACCUAUUUCCCAUACUAAAGCAUUCUGAAUGCAACGAGUUAUGGCAUAUGGGUUACUAUAUAAAUUGUGCAUUUAAGUGAAGUUACAACACAUUAUACAGUAUUUUUUAUGUUGUAGUAGAUUGUAAUAAAAUAGAUUAGUUGCCAUAUCUGCUGGAAUGAGUUAUGUAAUGUCUCGAUAUGGGUAUAUUAGUUUUUGUCAGUAUGUGUAUUUUAUUUAUUGUUGUUAUAUGUCUAAUAUUUUGUUUUUUUUAUUCCAUGUUUAUUAAUAUGAUACAAUAAAUCACAACAAGCACCGGU
Messenger RNA from Styela clava, 1553 nucleotides. RefSeq names its product E3 ubiquitin-protein ligase RMND5A-like. NCBI's taxonomy places the organism in Eukaryota, Metazoa, Chordata, Ascidiacea, Stolidobranchia, Styelidae. Gene Ontology annotation, cellular component: cytoplasm; nucleus; GID complex. Gene Ontology annotation, molecular function: ubiquitin protein ligase activity. Gene Ontology annotation, biological process: proteasome-mediated ubiquitin-dependent protein catabolic process. The record is from RefSeq and is a predicted model, not a curated record.